UCUAAAAAGAAAGGAAUUAGCUUGAAAAGAGAAAAGAAGUCGUAUGAUGGAAAUAUGUUUUGAAACUAAAGAUGCGUUUCAGCUGAAAGACAUAGAAAAAAUUGCCCCCAAAUCCAGAGGAAUCACUUCCAUGUCAGUGAAAGAGGUGUUGCAGAGUCUGGUGGAUGAUAACAUGGUGGACACCGAGAGGGUGGGCAUCUCUAACUAUUACUGGGCGUUUCCUAGUAAAGCCCUGCACGCCCGUAAAUGCAGAUUAGAGGAACUGGAGAGACAACAUGAGGAUGGGAAUCAGCGCAAAAAAGCCCUUCAGCAAGCAGUUGAUAAAGCCAAAGUGGGACGUGAAGUUAAUGUAGAUCUCCUGAAGGAGCUCCCAGCAUCGAAACAUCAGAGAGAUCAGCUAAAGGCCGAACUGGAGAAGUACAAAGAAUGUGAUCCAGAGGUGGUGGAAGAGAUACGUAAGCAUAAUAUCACAACUUCUUUUCACAUUUAUUCUUUUCCAGAUAAUGUUUUUGCAAUCAAAUCCUGGGCAAAGAAGAAGUUCGGCUUAGAGAAUAGCAGCUUGGACAAAGCUUUCGCGAUACCUGAGGACUUUGACUAA
Sinocyclocheilus grahami is the source of this 598-nucleotide messenger RNA. It is a transcript of the gene mnd1, whose product is annotated as meiotic nuclear divisions 1 homolog (S. cerevisiae). NCBI's taxonomy places the organism in Eukaryota, Metazoa, Chordata, Actinopteri, Cypriniformes, Cyprinidae. Bases 44 to 598 code for a protein of 184 amino acids. The transcript has 7 exons. The record is from RefSeq and is a predicted model, not a curated record. Gene Ontology annotation, molecular function: double-stranded DNA binding. Gene Ontology annotation, biological process: reciprocal meiotic recombination.